GAACCAAUGGAUUCAUGUGAUGACAAAUUCAUCUGAAGAGGAGUUUAUGCCGGAACUGGUCUUCUCGUGUCAAACACCACAACAAGACAUUAUAUACUCGGAUGAGUUACGUCACGUCGACGCCUACCUGUUUGGCACAGAGCUAUACGUUGAGCCCAUUUAUAGGACCGACACCACUGUGUCAGGCAAUGAAAACGAGCAAGCACAUUGCGAUGACAUUACCAUGAAUAACCCCGAUCAUAAUUACUUUAAAGCGAGUGACCCUGUAUUUAAUGGGAAGAUUAAUAACAAGAUGGUAAGUGCGGCCAAUUGUCGGCUAACCAGAAGUGCUGUCAAGAGAGGCCUGUGUCUUAAUGAAUCAGAAAUACAGGUUAAUAAUACAAAACGUGAUGAACAAUAUUACGCCUGGAGUCCAUCGGCCACACCAUUGGGCGAGUAUGCGAUCGACAGAAUUGUUUCAAUUGAAACAAUUGACGGACAGAUAUAUUUCGGUGUCAAAUGGUGUUCAUUAAGCGAUGAAUUCAAUACAUUAGAGCCGAUGGAAAAUGUGGUCAAUUGUCGGCCGUUUCGGAUAUUUGCGGCCAAUUAUGUUGACUUAGGUAUGGGUGCGAACACUCAGGCGUAUACCAAACGGACGGGCAGACCGUGUAAUGCCAACCAUAGUUGGAAAGCCGAUGCUUACCAUAAUUUAACAAGCAUUACAAAGCCGGCAGAUAUACCACGAGAGUGGAACCGUUUGAGCGCCGAUAGCUAUCACAUCGUCGACGCCUUCAUUGGACACCCCUUCCAGACCGUCGACAAGUUGCGCCAAUUCAGACACCUAUACCCCCAGCACAGGGGCGCACAUCUCACACACCCUACCGGUGCUGUCAAGAGGCUGUGUAAAGCCAUGAAACAAUGUACGGGUGGUGUUGUGUGUCUGGUUGUUGGG
This is a messenger RNA of Medioppia subpectinata, 931 nucleotides long. Lineage: Eukaryota; Metazoa; Arthropoda; Arachnida; Sarcoptiformes; Oppiidae. The record is from the annotation of a GenBank genome assembly.